This is a messenger RNA of Phragmites australis (common reed), 990 nucleotides long. RefSeq lists its product as uncharacterized. The transcript has 8 exons. Bases 13 to 783 code for a protein of 256 amino acids. The record is from RefSeq and is a predicted model, not a curated record. NCBI's taxonomy places the organism in Eukaryota, Viridiplantae, Streptophyta, Magnoliopsida, Poales, Poaceae. Gene Ontology annotation, molecular function: protein-disulfide reductase activity.
AGAGAAUUGGGGAUGUCGUCGCGUCGCGGUGGAGCAAGGCCGACCAGGAGCGAAACCCAUUUGAACAGGCGGCCACCGCUGCGCCCCGAAGCCUCCUCGCUCGCCACCUGCUCACGGAGACGUCGCGAGGGAGACAGAGAGAGGCCGAUGACGAGCUCGCUGGCCCGCCUGGGAGCGGCGCUGCUGCCCCGCGCGCGCCCGCGCGCUGCGGCGCGGGUCCUGCCGCCGGGACGGUGGGAUGCCGCGGCGCUCGGCGUCUCUCGCCGUGCUGCGCUGAAUGCUUGCAGAUGCCAAGUUCAUUCCGACGUGAAAGUAGCCCCUACAUCAGAAUUAAAGGAUGGGGGUAAUUCAUCUGAAAGAUGGAGGAUCAAGAUGCUCUAUGACGGUGAUUGCCCGCUCUGUAUGCGUGAGGUAAACAUGCUGAGAGAAAGAAACAAAUCCUAUGCAGCUAUAAAGUUUGUUGACAUAAGCUCGAAAGAUUACUCUCCAGAGGACAAUCAGGACCUUGAUUAUGAAACUGCUAUGGGGAGGAUACAUGCCAUUCUCUCAGAUGGAACUGUCGUCACAGAUGUUGAAGCAUUUAGAAGACUGUAUGAGGAAGUAGGACUUGGAUGGGUUUAUGCUGUUACUAAGUAUGAACCUGUGGCUACCCUAGCAAAUGCAGUAUAUGGUGUAUGGGCAAAAUACCGUAUGCAAAUUACAGGUCGACCUCCACUAGAAGAGAUUUUGUCAUCCCGAAAAACCGCAGGCGAAUGCAAAGAUGACAAAGUAUGCAAGAUGUGAGCAUGAAAAUGCUGGUCUACUCUGCUGCACACCUCAGUUCUACAUAUGUUUACAUAGGCACAUACACAGUCUUAACGUUACAAUAAUAGCACAGUGGUAUGGAAAAAAUAUAUUCAGAGAAUAGCUGAUAUAACGGUUUGUUGAAGUGAAUAAUGAUAUAACCUGUACACUGGUUCUGUGUGGAAGACAUUUUAUGGUGACCGUCUC